AUGAGAGCUAAACUCUCGCUAGUUCAUACCUUUCCUCCUUUUGCUUUUACUGGUCUGAUUUCAAGUGAAAAACUCUCACUAUUAAUCACCAAUGUUUAUCUUCCUCCAGGUGGUCUGAUAUCAGACCUUCAUUAUAGAUGGGAUUCUCUGGAAGAUCAUUUAUUGGCAUGCUAUGUUAAGUACCCUAAUAUUCCAUCGAUAAUGGGUGGUGACUUCAAUGCACGUACAGCUGCCAACUGGAAUGGGAUAAUUAAGGCCAAGUGGUGGGUAUCUCCCCCCUACCCAAAAUCUGAUUUAAUCUCUUUCACAUCAAGAAGAUCCAAGGACAACAGAGUGAAUGAGGCGGGAGUCCUUCUUUAUCAAUUGGCCAUUCGUAUGAAUUUGAACAUUCUAAAUGGCAACUGCCCUCCGGACGUGCCAGGUGAAUUCACUCAUUUGGGCACAACAUCUAAUAGUGUCCUAGAUUAUCUUCUAGUCUCAGAAGACCUAUUUUCAAAUUUCUUUUAUUUCAAAGUAGAUAAUGUACAAUCCAGUGAUCACCUACCUCUAGCGGCCAAGCUAACGCUUGACUGGCACCCGGUUAGCGGAACACACCCAAUUCAUGUAGGUUUAAAUGCCACAGCUCAAGUAAGAGGCAUUAAAUGGUCCAUGAAACAGGCCCAAAAAUAUGCAGAAUUCUUCCAGAGGAAUAGCUCCGAAUCCCUUAUUGUUUCAUUGGCGGAGCUGUCUGAACCAAAUAGGAUACUGGAGUGGUUCUUCCACUUCUCUGCAGAUUUAACUAGCUUCUUUACGAUGCCGGCUCACCUCGCAAAACGAGAUCAACCCAGGUUCGGUGCUCCUUGGUUUGAAGCCAAAUGUAAGCAAGCUAGACUCUCUCUCUGUUGUAUCUACAACAGAUAUAAAGCCUCUGGAGCUGAAACUCUCCCCCCAGAGUACUUGCAGGCCAAAAUUGCUUACAAACAGGCUCAGAAGUCAGCCAAGCACGAGUGGCAGCUAAGACGUUGGCAAGCGCUGAUUGCUGCCUCUAAGCUUCGCAGCUCUCGCGGUUUUGGAAUUUAA
Messenger RNA from Podarcis lilfordi (Lilford's wall lizard), 1059 nucleotides. The record is from the annotation of a GenBank genome assembly. Lineage: Eukaryota; Metazoa; Chordata; Lepidosauria; Squamata; Lacertidae.